Messenger RNA from Schistocerca piceifrons (Central American locust), 3830 nucleotides. Its product is annotated as probable cytochrome P450 CYP44. NCBI's taxonomy places the organism in Eukaryota, Metazoa, Arthropoda, Insecta, Orthoptera, Acrididae. The record is from RefSeq and is a predicted model, not a curated record. The transcript is spliced from 10 exons. Gene Ontology annotation, molecular function: oxidoreductase activity, acting on paired donors, with incorporation or reduction of molecular oxygen; heme binding; iron ion binding. Bases 172 to 1758 code for a protein of 528 amino acids.
AUAGUUCAGAAUUGAAGAAUCGUGGGAUGGAAAUCGUACUUAAGCUAUGACUACUUCGUGGUCGGCCUACUCAGAAUGUCAGUGUUUCAUCAGUACUUGUUUUACGUUAAGCCUUAGAAAAAGGCAGUCCAAUUAUUUUUUUUAAUCAGUUUCCUUGUCUAUCGUCUAUUUAUGUCAGCAUUUCAUCAGUCCGCGGGUCACAUUAAGGACGUGAUGGCAACAGUAGGACAAGAAUACUUAUUAUUCCAGAGACAUUUAAAAUCUUCAAAACACUGUUUUGGCAUGCAUUUGUACUUACGGUCAGCACAUAAAGGAGCAAAACCUUUUCAUGACAUUCCAGGUCCAGUCAGAUUACCAUUGUGGGGAAACUUGCUUCAUUAUAAGCUGGGUGCUUUUGAUGGCAGAAAGUAUCACAAAGUUUUAGAACGUCUACAUGACCAGUAUGGGCCAAUUGUUAGAGAAACAAUAGGAUCCAGAACAGUUGUGCAUGUUUUUGAUCCAGAUGACAUAAAGGAGGUGUAUGCGAAUGAAGGGCACACCCCAUUUGUGGCGCCUUUAAUGGAGACAGCCCAGUUAUAUAGAAAGCAGAAAAACAUUUCACUGGGCUUAGGUAAUGUCAAUGGAGAGGAGUGGUACCGUUUACGAAGCUCCGUCCGUCACCUGAUGUUAAGGCCACAGGAAGUGCAUGUAUACUUUCCUGCUGUACAGGAAAUUGCAAAAGAUUUUGUCUCUCAUUUAGAAAAUAUCCUCCUUGUUGAUGGAAAAGUUGAAAAUCUAAGAGAUGAAGUAUCAAAAUGGGUUCAAGAGUCUGCUGGAGCAAUCUGUUUUGGAAGGAGACUAGGUUGCCUAUAUGGUGGGGAAAUGGAGAAAAUGGCACAGAAAAUAAUUGAUGCCAACAAAGAAGUGUUUCAGUUGUCAGCCAUUCUAAAAUUUUCACUGCCUAUGUACAAAUAUUUUCAUACUCCAAAGUGGAAGAGGAUAACAGAGGCAGAAAACUUUAUUUACAGGACAACAGAGAAAUAUGUUGAAGAAACCAUCAAUAAAGUGAAAACAUUACUUGAAAUGGAGAACAGAGUGGAAGAAAAAUAUCAAUUUAUUAUGCAAUUACUUUCAAAAGACACCCUGAGCAAAGAUGAUGUCAUAAUUGUCACAUUUUCUUUAUUUACUGAUGGACUGAGUACAACUGUUCCAGCUCUGUUGUAUAAUCUCUACUGCUUAGCAACAAAUCCUGAGGUACAAGACAAAGCAUAUAGUGAAAUCGAAUCAGUUCUCAAGGAAACUGAUGAAAUAACAGUUGAUGUUCUUAACAAAUUGCCUUACAUAAAAGCAAUUGUGAAAGAAACUUUCAGAUUUUAUCCAAUUGGGACUGAGGUAUCAAGAAUAAUUCAGAAGGAUCUCAUUCUGUCUGGUUAUCAUGUCCCAAAAGGUACACAUGUAGAUCUUACUCCAAAUGUACAUUUCCUGUCUGAGAAGUAUUUUAAGGAUGCAAGAAUAUAUCUCCCAGAUCGAUGGCUCAGAGGAAAUGGAAAUACAAGUUAUCAUCCUUACCUGCUGACUCCUUUUGGACAUGGUACAAGAACUUGUGCAGGUCGUCGGUUUGCUGAACAAGAUCUCUACCUAAUUUUAUUUUAUAUUCUACAAAAAUUCAAACUGGAGUAUCAGAGUAGUAGCAAACGGCUUGAGCAAGUGUUUGAAACCCUACUUUUUCCUGAUGGCUCAGUGGAUGUCAUCUUCAAACCAAGAAGUAAUUACGCUUGAACAUGUGUUAAAAAAAAAGUGAUCUUAUUUGUAUUCAGUACUUGUGAUGAUAAUUACUUACAUAAAACUGUGUGAAAGGAGAUGAGCAUAGUUAUGUUUCAAAACUUACAUUGCUGUAUGGUUUUCUUAUUAUUAAGAGCCACAGUCCUGCACAAUUGUCUAAAUGAUUAUGCUUUCACCAGCUGAUUGUUAAUUUAUUCCUCCUGCAUACCCAACUGCAACUGAAAGAUUGUUGACAUUCCACAUGAUGCUUUUACUUUGUGCUCUGACAUAACAUGUAAGUGGCAUUAAAAUGGUGAUCCUUGUGUGGUCAAAUAAUGAUGAUCGUGAGAUGUAUCACAGCGUGCAAUGUAACUAAUUUCUAAAGAACAAUAAUGUCUCACUUGACAAUGGCUACAAAGCCAAAAUUGCAAUAGAAGGAGUAAGAUAACAGUCAAAUGGUGAAAACAUCAGUUAGACGAUUACUGAUAUGUUAAUGCCAAGAUUGAUGUAUUAGUUAGAAUUCAUGUACCUCUUUGAAUAUUGUUCUGAAAUAAAUUGUGUAUUACUCAGAAUGGGGAAACAAUCCCCUUCAGAGGACAUCAACUGAUACUAACACAACUUAAAAAUAAAUUUUAUAAUUAGAUUCUUUUUACAUGUGUAAUUUUGCUGUCUUUCAAUGUAACACUCAUAAGUUUGGUAAGGGGUCGUGAUUAGUCCCAACUGUAAUUCGCAUCUUUUUUUAUUUUGGUCAUAUGUUACUUUGGCUAAGGAGGAGGCUAUUUUUGAAUAAAAUGUUAUGUACAUUCUGACCUGUAAUUAAGGACAUACAUAAAGAGUAGCAUUUUGAAGUUCACAUGGUAGAUCCACUACCAUCUAAAGCUGAUCUCUCUUGCUUAUGUAUCCUACAGCUGCAUUUUGUUCAUAAAAACAACUUCAAGUUGAAAUUAUGUAUGAAAAAAAUGCAAAACGUUUGAAGUAGGAUUUAGUAACAACUUAAUAAAUUUGACAUAAAAUGUGUCAAGUGCCAGGAGACAGCUUUGUUAUUGAAGAAAAAGAGCAAUUUAUAUGGUAGCAGAAGAUCAUAAAGGAGUUCCUAUAGGGGCUUUUACCCCAACAGUGGCAGUAUUUGGAACAGUGCAGUUUAUGAACAGUUCAUAUGUUCUUGUGCUGAAAUUGUGUCAGGAAUGGGCAAUGACAACUUUCAAAGUAACAGAACAGUUAGUCACAUAUCUUACGCAGUCUGGGAAGAAAUUCCCUCAGCACUUGAACCUCCAAAGCAAAGUAAUGGUUUUUAUACAUACAGAAGUAGAAGUAAAAUUUGAAACAGCCAAGAUCACUAUUGUACGGCCUUUAUUGUGAUGACCAGUUUCAGCAAACUACAUUGUCAUCAUCAGAUCUUUCGCACUAGAUUUCACUGAAUCUUCACUAAAUGCAUGUUAUAUCGUAUCAUAUCACUGAACGAUAUUUCAUGAACAUGAGAGCAACAGUAUAUCAACAAGUCAAGCAUAAAAUAACUAUUACAUAAAACAAAGUACAUAUUACACUGAUUAUAAAAGCUCAUGUUUGUACAUUACCAGAAUGAAUCUUCAUUCUGCUACUGUAUGAACCUGAGCUUGCAUCAUCAGUGCAAUUUGUAUGUUGUUUUGCAUAAUAGUUAUUUUAUGCUUGACUUGCUGAUAUACAGUUAUUCUCAUGUUCAUGAAAUAUUGUUCUGUGAUAUGAUACAAUGUAAGAUGCAUUUGGUCACAAUUCAGUGAAAUGUAGUGCAGAAGAUCUGAUGAUGGUAAGGUAGUUUGCGGAAACUGGUCAUCACAAAAGGCUGUACAGAAGCGAUUUUGGCUGUUUGAACUUGUACUUCUACUUACUGGCAAAAUGUUGCCAUUUCAUUUAAGUCUAGUUUCCCAUUUCACACAGAUGCUUACAUUUUAGGAAAAAGUGAGAAACUCAGUUACAAGUGACUAAAAAUGCAAGUUAAGGGUCAGAGAUAAUUCUUGUGGACUGGUAACCUUUUCACGUAAUUAUUUGUAACGACUCAUCUACAUGUAAGUCCUUCAGCAGAUUUGGUUUGGUUGUACAUUUACUUGCUUGUA